Molecule: messenger RNA, 1544 nt
Organism: Homarus americanus (American lobster)
Lineage: Eukaryota; Metazoa; Arthropoda; Malacostraca; Decapoda; Nephropidae
Exons: 4
Coding region: 19-447 (142 amino acids)
Source: RefSeq, a predicted model, not a curated record
AACCUGACGGUGGUCGUGAUGCCCGAGGUACCAGUGUUGACUGGUCUGCAAGGGAGGUACCGGGUGGGUGACACUCUAAACAUCACCUGUACAGCCAGAGACGCCAGGCCCCCCGCCAUCCUCUCCUUCUACGUCAAUGGCAAACUUAUCCACCCAGGGUCAGGAAGGGUACAGGAACUGGCCACGACAGAGGGCACAUACUACGGCGUGUACAAUACCCGUUCACGUCUCAUCCUACCCCUGUCAGAGCGUCACGUGCCCACCAUUACCCUCGAGUGCCAAGGUUGGGUCCUCACACUUGAGACCCAGAUUGCUGCCACCAUGGAGGUUAAUACCGCUAGGGCAUUCACCUCCUACUUCAACACAGGUGCUGGUACCGUCGUGCCCUGUCUGGCUUCUGUCCUGCUGAUCGUCGCCAUCACACACCUCCUCACUACCUCCAGCUGAUCGCCACACCUGCACUGUUCACCUGAGGACCUCUAGCCUCUACCGCCGCUGGUGUGAGGACUCCAAGCUUCUACAAGAGGUCUGGGAGCCUCUCAUCUCUACCGCUGGUGUGAGGACUCCAAGCUUCUACAGGAGGUCUGGGAGCCUCUCAUCUCUACCGCUGGUGUGUGGGCUCCAAUCUUCUACAGGAGGUCUGAGAAUCUUUAGUCUCUACCAUCAGUGAUGACGAUCCUCACGGUGCUGAUAUAAACGUGAAGAGUGUAACAUUUUUACCUAACCUCUGAGGAGCCUUCACUAGUGACGCCCUACCAGCACCAGCUUGGCCCGCCCCUCCUCCUGAACACCUCCCGCACUAGGGGCUGGAGGGACCCUCAUCGCUUUGGCAACUAGUGGAGGAUUUUAAUGUCGCUAGCAUGACAAGGGCCCUCUCAACCCCUCUCCGUCGCACCCCAGAGGGACCCCACACACAGCACAACAUACAGUAGUUUAGUUUUAUGUUCUUACACCACCGACCUACUACACCAAAGAUACUAACCAGAGGGAAGGAGGAGGGGGUGAUGUCGAUCUUGCGCAACACUUUCACCCUGAGAACCCCCGCCCCCCCUCCAUCCCCUCACCUCCUUCCAUAUUUGAAAUCGUUUUACCUCAUCCUGAUCUCCGCCUCCCACCAUCUCAAAGACCUAGGAAAAGGAGAGAGAGAGAGAGAGAGAGAGAGAGAGAGAGAGAGAGAGAGAGAGAGAGAGAGAGAGAGAGAGAGAGAGAGAGAGAGAGAGAGAGAGAGAGAGAUCAAGGAAAGACGAGAACCAAGUUUGGCAGAAAAUUAUGCAUAAUACACGACCUUGUGAGACGCGGAUCACAGUGACCAAGUUGGAGAAAAGUCCGGGAGAAAUUUAUUGGCUUAACAAGAAGAGGAUCAACUAUUGAAGAUUUCGGGAGACUCCAAGUUUGGGAAAGUAUUUAGUAAAAGUUGUGAGCCUCCAGAGUUAGUGAGAGAGAGAGAGAGAGAGAGAGAGGGAGAGAAUCAAUGAAGAGGAGAGACAGAAUGGCAGAAGAGAGAUUGAGAGAGAGAAUGAAUGAAAAAAUGAAAAUGAAUGAAA